This is a messenger RNA of Prorocentrum cordatum, 1516 nucleotides long. The record is from the annotation of a GenBank genome assembly. NCBI's taxonomy places the organism in Eukaryota, Dinophyceae, Prorocentrales, Prorocentraceae.
CCCCUGUAGGACGACAUGCCCGACCUAAACUUAGAUUCGACCCGAUGUGCUAAUUCGCAGCUGAUUGAUCCUGCCUCUGCCCCAAGGACAGACCCGCAGGGUUCUCCCGGCAGCAGUCGACGCAGCAGCCAGGCGAGGUCAGCAUCACUUUCGACACGCUUCGCUUCACCAUCAGACAAAACCAGUCCGGGAACCCCGUGGUGGACGCGAGCUUGUUGACCAACGAGAGCCUUCAGCAGUGGGUCGCAGGUCGUGGGAGGGAAGCACCUCCAGAGCCACAGCCUCGCGGUCUGGACUCCUCGGCCGCGGCCCAGUCGAUAACUACAGGCAUGGCGGCAUUGCGCAGAUCCCCCCCCCACGCGCGGAGCGUAUCCACGAGAUCGGCGCAUCCAUGGGAUCGCGCUUCGGUCCUUACCCAGGGGAACGAAAAAUGGCCUGAGCAUAACAACUCUGAGGUCCGCGCGGAUUUCUCGGAUCGGCGCUGGACCGCCCUGGCGGCGCUUCCGGCGCCGCCCCUGGCGCGCUCCGCGCGCCAGGGAGGGGGGUCCAGCGCGGAUCCAAGAAGUCCGCGCGGACCUCCGAGUUUUUAUGUUUAUGCAAUUGUUCGGCCCCCUAUUACCGCGCCAGGGCAAGGAUGCGGAUAUGUUGCCCGACCAUCCGCUGUUCGAUGUCUGUCGCGCGGGGCCCCAGGCAGCCCGACGCGCGUUCCCUGGGCCCGGUUUUCCGACCCGAGUCGCUUCCCGAGAAUCCCCGGGGCCCAGCGAGGGGACCCCCUUGGGGCCGACAGGACGGGGGAACGGGUGCCCGUCGCAGUUUGGCUCGCGGCGCGAGCACGUCGGGGGGGUGCGCGUGCGCCGCUCGCGAGGCUGGUCGAGCUGCAGGGCCUGGAUGCAGGACUUCGUGAACGCCAUACUGCGGCCCGUGAGCAGCGAGUCGUGGCCCCCGAGCGCUGGGCCCCCCGCCAGCGCCAGCUUCCGGGUGGCCUUCCGGGGCAGCUGCAGGCUGCCCCCCGACAUCCUGACCAGGAGCGGCGUGCCCUGCAGCCCGCCCAGCCUGCCCCUGCAGGGCGGCGGCGACGCGGCCAGCGCGGAGCGGCGCCACUCGCACUCGCCCGACGGCGACGUCGUGAUGACCCCCGCAGGGUCGGGGCCGCCCGUGCGCCUGAAGGUGAGCAGGGUGAGCCUCUCGCGGCGCUGGGAUGACCGCCCGAACCGCCCAACACGGAACCACAGCAGGGAGCGCGUGUCGCCCUCCCCCUCUGCCCGCGGGCACAGCAGCCCGCUCGCCGUCGCGCCGCAGCGCAGCCCGCGGCGCGUCUCGCGGCGUGCCGACCCCGACUGGCCGGGGCCCGCCCCGGCCCCGAUCGGCGCGGCGCAGAGCUGGCGCGAGUGCGCCGAGAGCCGGGGCGAGAGCGGAAGCUUCAAGGACAGCUGCGAGGGAAGCGAACGCAGCGUCCAGAUCUGAGCCCUCCAGUUCCGCCUCUUCCCUCCCUCCCUCCGUUCCCUCCAUCUCCACC